Rhodofomes roseus is the source of this 1143-nucleotide messenger RNA. RefSeq lists its product as uncharacterized. The record is from RefSeq and is a predicted model, not a curated record. Bases 1 to 1143 code for a protein of 380 amino acids. The transcript is spliced from 7 exons. NCBI's taxonomy places the organism in Eukaryota, Fungi, Basidiomycota, Agaricomycetes, Polyporales, Fomitopsidaceae.
AUGGCUAACCCCGACGUCCCGCCCCCGUACAGUCGCCUCGAAGACACCCCUCCAUGUUACGAUCCCGAGAAGGCAUUGGCCGAGUUCAACGCCCUCUCGUCCGACCAGAAAGCCAAAGUCAGUGUAGGCGUUGCUCAAGCCGCGAGUCGGGACGAUGCCGCGUCGCACUUCGAGGAGGCCGCGAACGCUGCUGCAGAAGCCGCUGACAAAAUCGACACCAUGUUCGUGACUCUGACGGCGAAACUGAUCAGCCUCCAGGACACGGAGGAUUUUGUGAAGGAAUUCGGCGGCAUCAAGGGGGAUUAUCGCGUCGUCGUAUCGGAUUCGCAUGACCUGGCUAUCAGCAUUGCGCAAUACGCUGAAUCAUUUGACGACGUCGUUGUCAAAUUCUGCGCGGAUGACCGCCUUACAGUCGAACGACGCAAGGAGAAGAUUGACGAAUUCAUAAAGAGAAGCGAAGGCAUCCACAAAGACGCAAAGGCCAUGGAAGACCGGUUCACCAAACUCACAGACAGGUUCUCCGUGUUCGUCGGAAGCUUCUCAACGUGGGCGAAGGCCCGCGAGGAGGCAGACCAAGAGAAGAUCAAACAGCUGCUGAAAGAAAUCGGUGAUAUCGACGAGCAGCUGUCCAAGAUACAAACCGCGAUCUAUGCCAUUAGCGCGGCACUGGCAGUGACGCUCCCAGUCACGGGUAUCUUGGCCGUCGUCUUCCUGCCGGCUGCACCGUGGAUCAUGGGGAUCGGCUGCGUGAUUGCUGGUGUCGAGCUUGGGUCGCUGACCGGGCUGCUUAUUGCGCAAAACAUUCUGCUCAACGACAAGCGUACCAAGGAAAAUCAGAUCAAGGACCUGCAGGAUGAGAUCAGCAAGAUCAAGGCGGCGCGCACGCAGCUCGAGGAGGAAGGCCAGGCUGACCUUCUCAUCUUCACCUCCAAUAUCAAGGCCAUUGCGGGUAUAUGGAAUAAUGUCAAGAACAAUGCGACAGAAAUCAAGAAGUGGCUCGAGGACGGUGCGAAAGAUGCUGACGUCCCGGAGUACAUGAAAUUAUCGCUGGAGAAAGCUGUGAAGGUCUACUCGGCCAUGGCCCAAUACCUGAAGAAUUAUGCCAACGGGGUCAAGACCAAGGUCGAGAGUUUCAAGGCGUGA